AAUUGCAGCUGAGUUGUCCAUUAAUAUAAAAUUCAAUUCAUUCACUGUACAGAUGUGAGAUGAGAUAGUUUUCCGAGGAUCGGCAGUCUCGCUUCCUGGUCGUAGCUGAACGUGUCAGCGUGACGCGUUGCCGAACCUCGGCAAUUUUUUGACAGUAUCAAAUACCUUUUUCCAUGCUCUUAAAAUCUUCUGACAACCAGAUCCCCGAAAGCUGCCAACUGACUGCGCAUAACCGCGCCAGGACCCGCGGCAUGACGUUUCGAAAUUAAACGCUUCGACAUCAAUUGCUCAACCCCCUUUUCCCAUUCUUUCGUGUUGAAAUAUGCUCUGUUCAAGAUCAUCUUUGGUUUGAAAAUACUCUAUAUUUAAGCAUUGAAUUGAAUGAAACCAACAAGGCUGGCGGAUAUAUAAGCAACGCCCGCUAAAGCAACGGUAAAUCAAUUGCGGCACCCCGCUAAACGGCCAGGCUGCUAAGGGCCAGGCUAGUUUGGUAGCCUUUAUCAGAGGGAAUCAAUCUAGCACAUCACCCACCAAACCCAACAUGGGCGACCAUAGCAACGAUGACGGGGCAAUCCCCUUCCCGACGUUGAUUCGUCCACCACCGGAGGACCCCAACAAGGCUCCGAUCGAAAACGUCCUGGACGUGACGGAGAUGACCGUCCUCGGCCGGGACGUCUUCACCAACACCCGCCCGGCGUGGCAACCCCCGGGAGCACGCGGCAUUUUUGGCGGCUCCGUCAUCGCCAUGUGCCUCUCGGCUGGGCAAAAGACGGUCCCGGCCAACUUCCUCGUCCACUCUUGCCACUGCUACUUCCUCCUGGCGGGGGCUAACGAGGUGCCCAUCCUGUUCCACGUCGAGCGCGUGCGCGACGGCCGCUCCUACGCCACGCGCACCGUGCAGGCCCGCCAGCGCGGCCGCUGCAUCUUCACCACCACUGUCAGCUUCGUCAAGGAGACGCCCGACGCGGAGCACAAGGAGAACCAGAACGUCGUGCGCCACUCGGCCAGCAUGCCGGCCGACGCCGGGCCCCCUCCCCCCGACGACCUGGACGAGGUGCCACAGCUGGCCUGGCUCGGACCCUUCCAGUCGCGCCGCAUCAAGGUCACCAACAUGGACAGCCCCGAAGUCCACAACCGCAAGUCGCGGCAGUGGACGAGGGCCAGGGGCAAGAUCAGCGCCCAGGGCGGCGUCCAGGCCCACAUGAACGCGCUGGCCUACGUCAGCGAUAGCUACUUUAUCGGCACCAUCUCCAGAAUCCACAAGCUGUGGAGGUUCCCGGUUAAGGUCGACGAGAUUGACACGCUGGAUCCCUGGGUGGUGCAGCAAAUCAAGGACUUGCAUGAGUUUGACGGUGGUGGUGAUUUGAAGGAGUGGGCUGAUCGGCCCACGCUGGGCAUGAUGGUCAGCCUUGACCAUAGUAUCUAUUUCCACGAGCCCAGAAGCAUCAAGGCGGACGAGUGGAUGUUCCAAGAAAUGGAAAGCCCUUGGUCUGGAGAUGGAAGAGGUGUAGUGAUCCAAAGGAUAUUCAACAAGGAAGGUGUCCUGGUAGCUACGUGUGUUCAAGAGGGUAUUGUGAGAUUAAAACCAAAGGAGGAGGAAGAGACGAAGGCUAAAUUGUAAACCACCCUAGAGCAGAGUUCUGUUGAUUUGCGAGGAAGCUUGUGCGCAUCAGAUGUAUCAAAGAAUGUAAAGCUGUGAUGUGUACCCCUGAUUUUGUUGUCAAAUAUACAAAACGUGUUCAAAGUGAAACCUCAGAAGGUAGAUAAGCAGGCCCACACAAGAUCAGUGUCAACAAAUGAUUACGGUCCUAUGCUAGCAGCUAAGGGUAUAACCUUGAUCUAUGCACGCGCAUCUGCA
This is a messenger RNA of Pyricularia oryzae 70-15, 1858 nucleotides long. RefSeq names its product acyl-CoA thioesterase II. The record is from RefSeq and is a predicted model, not a curated record. The transcript is spliced from 3 exons. NCBI's taxonomy places the organism in Eukaryota, Fungi, Ascomycota, Sordariomycetes, Magnaporthales, Pyriculariaceae. Gene Ontology annotation, molecular function: fatty acyl-CoA hydrolase activity. Bases 542 to 1621 code for a protein of 359 amino acids. Gene Ontology annotation, cellular component: peroxisomal matrix. Gene Ontology annotation, biological process: fatty acid catabolic process; acyl-CoA metabolic process.